CGAAUGCAUGAAGGUGCGUGAGGGACGCGCCGUGCGGAAGUGAAACGAAAAAUGUGUUCCACCAAUUGUAUCGAUUUUCUAACGAGUACACACGAUUCGCUGCUAAUAUAUGUAUUUCUGUCCCGUCUAUGGUAACAUUAUAGAUGUAAUAUCGUUCUACAAUGUAUGCACGGCAUAAUAAAAGUACGCGAGCUGUUAUAUUCCCCUGACGAAUCACUCUAUAAACGGGUACUCUUUGCAUCGAAGAAUCAGUGUACAUAUAUAGAUUUUCACCAUAGAAUCGCGUGUGUUUACUUAUUGUUCAUCGCGAAAGACACGUGUUCGGGAUAGAAGCCGAAGGCUUUAUAAUAUUAUAACGAAAUCAUGGAACCUUACGAGGGCUGCACGCAAGAGAAAGUGCAAGAAGGAGAAUAUGGAUUUUUCUGGCAAGACUAUCUUGAUGCCACAGAAAGCGUUGAAGUACCACAAAUCAUGUUCCCGCAUGUGGAACUUACGCUGCAAAGUGGCAUUGAAAUUGGUAUGUCGCUUGAGGUUCCUCUUUCAAAAACUGCAGACAAGGAGAAUCUCAAAUUCUGGGUCGCUUCUAUUGUCAUGGCCUGUGGACCUCUACUGCGUUUAAGAUAUUUUGGCGGGGACGACAGAUCUUUAGAAUUCUGGUUCAAUUUGACCAAAGAAGCGGCUCACGAGCUCGGCUGGUGUGUAAAGAAUAAUAAAAAAUUAGAACCUCCUGAUAUUGUACUUCAGAGAUCUCCGGACUGCGUAGAGAAGUUAACAGAAUUUUUAACAACCGUUCGGACAGUUCCACCUGAAAUGUUGUCGGGGGAUGGCCUCAGCAUGACAGAGAGAAUUAAACAAGGCAUGAAAGUCGAAGUUAGCGAUACCCUGCAUCCCUAUAAGUUAUGGGUGGCUACGAUCAUAGAAAAUGUAGGUGGACGUUUGUUACUGAGAUACGACACACCUGGCUCAUCGCGCAAAGAUUUUUGGAUGUUCUGCACAUCGGAACAUCUUCAUCCGUAUGGAUUCGCUUCCAAGUCAGAUUCCACUUGGUUUCUAGAGCCUCCCAGCCGUAUAGUAGAUAUGCAUACGUACGAACAAUGGAAGGAUUUAUUAGAAACCACACCAAAGGACGGUGAACUGCAAGAGGAAUUGUUUAACAACAGCGUAGAACACCAAAAGCAUGAAUUCAAAAAUGGCAUGAAAUUGGAAGCUUUGAGCCCCCACGAUCACAUGAAAAUAUGUCCAGCCACUGUCAUUAAAGUACUUGACGAUACUUAUUUUCUUGUACAUAUUGAUACGUACGAUGACUCAUCGAAAGCAGUAGAUUCAGAGACAUUUAUGUACAGUAGCACAGAAAAGAAUACGUGGUUGUGCACUGCGGAACAUCCGUAUAUCUUUCCAGUUGGUUGGGCUAAGAAGCACGAUAUUCCAAUCACAUCGCCACAAGGUUGGGUUCCGAAAGAAGGUGAAUUUGAUUGGGACGAGUAUUUAAAGGAGACUCAAGCAACUAUUACAGAGGAGAAACUAUUUUCUGAGAGGCAAAUUGCUGCUGACGCAGGCUUCGAAAUUGGAAUGCGGUUGGAAGCUGUUGAUCCAGGGAACGAGAACAUUAUUUGCGCUGCACAUAUUACCAAAAUCGUAGACAACCUCCUAUGGUUGAAAUUAGAUAAUUACGACAACACGUGGCCAGAGCAUAUAGUCGACAUGCACAGUCUGCAAAUAUUCCCUGUUGGAUGGUGCGAAUCCAAUCAUUAUCCACUGAAGCCUCCGAAAGACUACGUAGAAGUUUGUAAAAAAUUACAAACACCUGCGAAGGAGGAAAAGAAGAAUAACGUUUUGGACAUACCGAUAUCCGAGCCGCGCUCUUCGCUAUGGUGUCCGAAGAUAUAUUUUAAUUACCGUUGUUUCACGGGGCCUAUGAUCUCGAAAGGAAAAUUAGCUACUCUGCCGAAAGCCGUUGGACCAGGUCCUGUGAUUUUAGUCAUGAGAGAAGUCUUAUCGAUGAUCGUGUCGGUCGGUUACAGAAGCGCCCGUAUAUUGAAAGUGCUGCAAUGCGAUUCAAAACCAGAUCCUGGUUAUCAUUUGGAAGUUCUGAAGGCGAAACAUAAAAACAACACUUAUCGUGCCAGCGUUGCUGUCGUCACGUCCGGAGACAUGGUUGCUGACUUUUGUAGAAAUAUUUGUAAAAAAUUGAUGGUGUGCCCGAAUCUCUUCGGACCCCUCUAUGUGCCUGAGAACGAGUGCCCGGAUAGAUGUCACAAAACGUCCAAGGCGAAGUUCACUGCGUCGGUGGGUACCGGAAGAAGAGGAAAACCGAAGGGCUAUACAAGCAUCAUGGUGCAGAAACCAAAGCCGUGGGGUGGCAGGAGGAAAAGAAGACGAGGCAGAUGGGCGAACAGGGAAAAAGAAACGCACGAGGAUUUCGAGCACGAGGACGAAAUGCCUUUUAUGCCGCUCGACUUGGCGAAACACGUGUCGAGUAUCGAGGAGUCUUUCGAGGAUACUGAAAGGCCGCAGCUCUCGGAGAUAGACAUAAUGAUUCAGAAGGGCUUGGAGAAGGCAGAGAAGUCGGACGACUUCAAAACGGAACCACCCUCGAGCAACAUUUCAGAGGAUUCCGGGAGCUCGUUCAACGACCGAAAAACAAAAGAUAGAGGGAGCCCGAACAAUUUGAGCAACAAACAGAAUUCAUCGAAGUGCAGCCAAAGCAGUACGGUGACUAGAGCGAGCAAACGAGAACGGGAUUGGGAUACAAGUAUCGAAUCUGAUUGCUCGGAGGCGGACGCGGAGUACGUGAGAAUGCAGAAGAAGCAGAGACGGCCAAAAACGCGAAAGCUGGAUUCGAAUCCGCUUUUCUGGAGCGUGGACGAUGUAUUUCGAUAUCUGAGAAAAACGAACGAUUGCAAGGAUAUCGCGUACAGAGUCAAGCAAGAGGAGAUCGACGGACUAGCAUUUUUAUUGUUGAAUCUGCCGUCUUUAACGCAACAUAUGAAACUGCGAACGAGCUUAGCCAUGAAACUUUGCCGCCACGUGGAGCAGGUCAAAGUGACAUUUUUUCUACGCCAUAUAAAUGAAGUAGAACCAGAACAAUAUCAAAUAGUGUAAUUCAAUCAACUAGACAAUUCAAUCUAUUUUAUUAUUUAUACAAUGUAUCUGUAACAUACAAUUGUAUAGCGCUGACAGUGUGAUUCUAAUUUAUGUACGCGAACGCAAAAGAUUGUUAUUAUUUUCUAGAUAGGAUUAUCAAUGUUUCAUAUCGUACCAUAUAUAAUCUAUUUAAAUUAUUUCUAUCGAUAUUUAUAAACGAUGUUCGAUUUUACUUGUAUAAAUGAUGAUGCUACUUAGAGAAAUUCCCCCCGAGCCAUUUAAACGUACUAAUCUUCACUGUGAAUAAAAUUGUACAAAAAUUGUCGAUUAUUACUCUGUUACGUAGCUCUAGCAGAGUCGAUAUUUAUAUUAUAGUACAAAGUGUCCGAAACUAUUAUUUUGUAAAUUGACAAUAAAACGUGUAUUCAUAGUUCGAA
Molecule: messenger RNA, 3521 nt
Organism: Megalopta genalis
Lineage: Eukaryota; Metazoa; Arthropoda; Insecta; Hymenoptera; Halictidae
Product: scm-like with four MBT domains protein 2
Biological process (GO): negative regulation of DNA-templated transcription
Cellular component (GO): nucleus
Molecular function (GO): histone binding; chromatin binding
Source: RefSeq, a predicted model, not a curated record